Messenger RNA from Centropristis striata (black sea bass), 2105 nucleotides. RefSeq names its product Carbohydrate sulfotransferase 1-like. Gene Ontology annotation, cellular component: membrane. The transcript is spliced from 3 exons. Gene Ontology annotation, biological process: keratan sulfate proteoglycan metabolic process; N-acetylglucosamine metabolic process. Gene Ontology annotation, molecular function: N-acetylglucosamine 6-O-sulfotransferase activity; keratan sulfotransferase activity. NCBI's taxonomy places the organism in Eukaryota, Metazoa, Chordata, Actinopteri, Perciformes, Serranidae. The record is from RefSeq and is a predicted model, not a curated record. Bases 119 to 1423 code for a protein of 434 amino acids.
ACACACACACACACACACACACACACACACACACACACACACACAUACACACACUUUUACAAAUGCAGCGCAGAGGAGUGGACCGGCCGGAGAAAUCCUCCUGUAUCUGAUCGCGUUGAUGCGUGAAGGAUGUAGAGCCAGAGGGGGGGGCAGGAUGGAGUGCUCCUGGAAGACGGUGCUGCUGCUGGUGUGUGCGUCUCUUGGGGUCCAGUACACCGCCAUCCGGACCCUGAGGGACUCUCUGUCUGGGCCCUGUCAGGGAACCUACCGCUGCCAGACCAGACACCACAGAGACUCCAGGUGGAGAGCUUUGUGCGAUGACAGUUGGAUGCCGGUGGAUUCUCCUCGGAGGCACAUCCUGCUGUUUGCCACCACACGCAGCGGCUCCUCCUUCACCGGGCAGCUCCUCAACCAGCACCCGGGGAUCUUCUACGUGUUCGAACCUCUCUACCACGUCCAGCAGGCCUUCACCAACUCCAGCAGCAGGCUGCGUCGCACCCUGGACCGCCGGGCCCUGCUGGGAGCAUACAGGGACCUCCUCCUCAAUCUGUACACCUGUGACCUCCACUUCAUGGAGAACUACAUCCGCCCGGAGCCCCAGGACCACGUCACGAGCACCUUCUUCCGCCGAAGCUCCAGCCACGCCCUCUGUACCCCUCCCGUGUGCUCGGAAGCAGGAGACGUAGCUGCUUCUGAUCCACCUGAUGAAACCUGGUGUCCUAAGAAGUGCGGGGUCCUGAACCUCACCUUAGCCUCCAUGUCGUGUCUGUCAAGGGAACACGUAGCAAUAAAGACCGUGCGGGUCCCUGAAGUGGGAGACCUGCGAACCCUGACAGAAGAUCCACGUCUGGACUUGAAAAUCAUCCACCUAGUGCGAGACCCCAGAGCCAUCCUCGCCUCGCGUAUGAUGGCGUUCGCAGAUCAAUUCCGCGCUUGGAAAAUAUGGAACGCGACAGGACGGCAGCCUCGAUACGUGGACCUGACGCAGAUCACCAGCACGUGCAAGGACAUGACGGCCUCUGCAGAAACAGGCCUGCAGAGGCCGGCGUGGUUGCGGGGACGUUACCUGCUGGUUCGGUACGAGGACCUGGCGUUUAACCCGAAGGACAAGGCCGCUGAGAUCUACAGGUUUGUGGGGCUGGAGAUGGAGGACAGGGUGCGGAUGUGGAUUGCAAAGAACACAAACAGUAACGUGUCGUCUCCGUCGGAGUGGAACUACAGGUACUCCACCACCAGAGAUUCCAGAGCGACAGCAGAGAGCUGGAGGCUCAGACUGGGCUUUGACAUUGUGAGGGCCGUGCAGAAUCUGUGCAACGACACUCUGGCUCUGCUCGGAUACAAGCAGGUUCACUCUGCAGCCGAACUCAGAAACUUGUCUCACAGUUUAGUGGAACACAGGACCUUUCAACCAGUCACAUGGUAGAGCUGAUUUUUUUUUUUAAACGUUAUUUAUGUAUUUAUUUAUGAUGACUUUCCUUUCUGUCAUGAUGCUGAUGAAAAUGAAUGUAAUUUAUCUUAUUUUUCCAGUAAUGCCUACAGUAAAUUCAUAAGACUUUUUAUGGUUUUGUUGAAGAUAUUACAAGUGCCAAAUGUUGCAGUGUGUGAAAAGGUAUCGAUCCAGAAUAAAUAUGUAUGAUUUAAUGUUCUCAUAAUUUCAGUAUUUUAAAGAAAGAAAAAAGGAAUUUGAAAGCACUCAAAGGAGGAACAGUUUCUGAGAAAAUCUGACCUUAAUUCGGAGGUGAUGUUCCUGGAGAUGGGACAGACAGGAAGGGAGGGGGAUUUAUUUGUUUAAAAAAAUGAUUGGCCUUGCCUUCCAAGUGUCCCUAAUGCAUUUUGGAAAAGGAUUAAAAUGUCACAUGUCGUAGGUAGAAAAUCUUCUGCAGCGCACAGCAGCUCUGAUUUCUAUGUGAGAAUAUGAGAAUAUAUUUGUUUGUUGUAAAUACUGAUUAAGUGUUGCAAUGCAAGUGUGCAAAUGUUAUGUACUGGAUGUGUUUGAACAUUUUUGUCAGUGUAAUUAUACUGUUUAUAUUUUCUAGACUUUUUAAAAAUAAAUUAUUCAUAUGUAAGUAAUACAUAUCUUCCACCCUGCUUAAAUCUUCUUGAAA